Molecule: messenger RNA, 2645 nt
Organism: Perognathus longimembris pacificus (Pacific pocket mouse)
Lineage: Eukaryota; Metazoa; Chordata; Mammalia; Rodentia; Heteromyidae
Gene: Pcdhac1
Product: protocadherin alpha subfamily C, 1
Exons: 1
Coding region: 19-2496 (825 amino acids)
Biological process (GO): homophilic cell-cell adhesion
Cellular component (GO): plasma membrane
Molecular function (GO): calcium ion binding
Source: RefSeq, a predicted model, not a curated record
CGGGCGCGCCGCGGGAGCAUGGUGGGCUGGCGGGCGGCGGUGCUCUGGCUGUGGGUCGCCUCGGGCGCGGCCGCGGGGCAGCUGGAGUACGCGGUGGUGGAGGAGGUGGAGCCGGGCGUCGCCGUGGGCAACGUGGCCGCCGACUUGAAGUUGCCCGCGGCUGCGCUGCCCUUGAGGAACUUCCGCUUCCUGUCCGGCCACCGCGAGCCCUACUUCGGGGUGGACCCCGGGAGCGGCAGCUUGGUGGUCCGCGAGCCCGUGGAUCGCGAGCGGCUGUGCGGCCCCCGAGCCGCCUGCGUCCUGACCUACGAGCUCGUGCUCCAGGACCCCGUGGAGCUGCACACGAUGCGAGUUCACGUCCUGGACGCCAACGACAACGCCCCCCUCUUCCCCGCCGGGGACGUGCGGCUGCACAUCCCCGAGUUCCUGACCCCCGGAGCCCGCUUCCCGCUCCCCAACGCCCACGAUGCCGACGAGGGGAGCAACGCCGCGCUCAGCUACCGCCUCAGUGCCACCCCGCAUUUCCGCCUGGAGAUGGCUUCGCGGGGGGACGGCAGCACGUACCCGGAGUUAGUGUUGGAGAAGGCGCUGGACCGGGAGCAGCGGGUCUCCCACCCGCUGGUGCUCACGGCGCAGGACGGGGGGCGGCCGGCGCGCUCCGGGGACGCCCGGGUCACCGUCGUCGUGGUGGACUCCAAUGACAACGCGCCCGUCUUCCAGCGCUCCGUGUACCGCACCAGGGUUCCCGAGACCGCGUCCAACGGGACCGUGUUAUUUCAAGUCCAGGCCUCGGAUGCGGAUGAAGGCGCCAACGGCGAAGUCUGGUACUCCCUAAGCAACAGCACCCCCGCGGAGUGGAGGCACCUCUUUCACGUGCACCCGAAAAGCGGAGAGGUGCGGGUCGCUGCCUGGCUGGGCCCCCCCGAAACAAGACUGGAAGCCUACGUAGAAGCAAGAGACCAAGGCGCUUUCAGCCUAGCCAGCACCGCUAAACUGCUGGUGGAAGUCUCUGAUGUGAACGAUCAUGCCCCGGAGAUGGGCUUCGUGACUGUCUACAGCCCCGUGCCCGAGGAUGCCACCCCCGGCACCGUGAUUGCCCUCCUGAGUGUGACAGAUGAGGACCUUGGUCUCAAUGGUAGGGUCAUUUGUAGCAUGGCCAGCAGUGGGCCUUUUCAGUUGAAGGCUUCUUUGGACAACUACUACAGCCUGCUGACGGAUGGGCCCUUGGACCGGGAGCAGACAAGUGAAUACCAGGUCCUGAUAACUGCCUCGGAUGGUGGCACCCCCCCGCUCAGCACCCAAAGGACACUCACGGUGUCAGUCGCUGAUGUGAAUGACAAUACACCCAGCUUCCAUCAAGCACACCAGGAGCUUUUUGUGGCUGAGAAUAAUGGCCCCGGAGCCUCUUUAGGCCGAGUUUUUGCCAAGGAUCCAGACUUGGGGAUGAAUGGCCAUGUCUUUUAUGAGCUGUUGGACGUUAUUUCUGAAGGGUUGCCAGCCUCUAGCUUAGUGGUAGUGGAGCCGUCCAGUGGGGCGAUUACUGCCAAAACUUCCUUUGACUUUGAGCAGCUCAGGGGCUUUCACUUUCAGGUGGAAGGCCGGGACGGGGGCAUUCCUCCUAGAAGUGCAACCGCGACCGUCAAUUUGUUUGUGAUAGACAGGAAUGACAAUGCUCCGAUCAUUUUGUUUCCCUUGCCCAGAAAUGGCUCUAUCCCAGUGGAAAUCGUACCUCGCUCUGCCAGAACUGGACAUUUGAUCACAAAAGUAGUAGCAGAGGACGCAGACAGUGGUUCCAAUGCCUGGCUCUCCUACCACAUCUCCCAGGCUUCUGACCCUAACCUCUUCAGUAUUUCAGCUCAUAGGGGAGAGCUGCGUACUGCACGUUUAGUUCUUCCCACAGACGCAGUUAAGCAGAGGGUGGUGGUAGUGGUUCAGGACCAUGGAGAGCCGCCGCUUUCCUCCUCUGUCACUGUGGGUGUGCUGUUGAGUAACUCGGCCCCUCAGAUCCUUCCAGACUUUGAAGAUGUGUGGGAACCAGGAGGACAGCUUUCUGGGCAGAACUUGUAUUUAGCAAUUGCCUUGGCCUGCAUUUCCUUCUUGUUUCUGGGGUGCUUACUUUUUUGUGUGUAUACCAAAUUGAGACAGAAGCCAGGUUGUUGCUCCCAGAGCUGCUGUCACUCUUCCAAGGAUCUGAAGCAUGGAAGAAGGAUGACUUCUAAUCCUUACAUGACAUCAGCCGCCGUAGAUAUCACUACAAUUGAGAGACUUUCUCAAACCUAUCUCUACCGGGCCUCUCUGGGGCUUGGUUCUGAUAAUAGCAGUUUAUUUUUCUGUGGGGAAUACAACGCUACUGACCUGAGAAAUCUGGCCACUGGUGUAGGACUGAAUAUGCCAAUAUCCUGUGUUCAGAUUCGCAACAGGAAAGGAGAUCAUGCAAAUGUCAGUAUCAUGGUAAGCGACAUUUUUUUGGAUUUGAUUCCUGUGACCAGGAAAUAGAUGCUAGGGGUUCUGAAAUAUUUCUUAGAUAAACAUUUGAUAACGUUUAGUCAGUUAAAGUGAGCAACUCUUAACCAAGAAUUCUGGGACUAGAAAAGUAUUAGAAUAUUGUUGUGGCCCAAAAGGAACUUAAAGUUUGUUUUUGAGCA